AUGGAGGAGUCAAUAGAAGACCUUCUAACACGGUGGGGAAUGCCCGCCGACGUUGUCGUGACAUUCAAAAGAAAAAUCAUCACUCUUUUUCCUAAAGAGUCUGCUGCAACGUAUUUCACUCGUCCUAUUAGAAAGAGAGAUUCUUAUAAUGGCAAAUCAGUUGCUGCUCGUGGAAAGCUAGUGGACAAAGUUCGUAACUACUUGUUUCAAUCAGGAGAAUGUAAGCGCAAAUACCUGAACACAACUGAAAGCUCAAAGGUUAAACUUUCAGAAGCUGAAGUUGCUAAGAGUGGUGGUGGUGGGGCAGCUAGUAACAGUGGUGGUGAUGAUGGUGGUGGCAUUUCAGUUGAAGAAGAUGUUAAUUGGCUUAAGAAUAACAAUGAGCCAUGGAGCGAAGUAAUAUUAAAAUGGAAUAAAACUAGUCAGUAUCGCCAUGGAAAAGAUUAUGAAAGUAUAACAACAUUUAUGAAUGAAUGGCAAUUGUUAUAUUUGCCCAAAGCAAUUGAACUUAUUGAUGAAGAUUUUAAAAAUUUAUAUCCAGGAAAAGAAAAGGAAUUCGAAAAUAAGUGGCAAAAGUUUUUUUAUAAACUGAUAGAAUUAAAAAAAUCAGAAAUAAGAACUGAUGAUUGUAAAGAAAAAUUAUUAACUUCACUAUCUUCUAUGACAGAUGAUGAGCAUAAAAUUCCAUCGCAACUAAGUUUGAUGAUUCAUUUGGUGCCCCCUAAAGGCAGGAGCAGUCAAAAAAAGAAGUUUUCUAUUCAAGAAUGUAUGGAUAGUCUUAUAAUAAUAGUAGAAAAUCCUGGAGAUCUCACAAAAACCAUAGAAGAUCAAAAAAUAAAAGCAAAAAAGUUCCCUGUUCAACCAUAUAUAAUAUUAUUAGGCAGCCUACAGGACGUCAAGCAAUUGUACUUAGUGAUAAAUGAAAUUAGUAUUAGUGUAACAGAAGAACACAUAGGCCAAGCAAACAUAGAUGAUAAUAGACAGCACCGUAAUCAAAGCCGUGAAAUUGAUGAUAUAGAACUAGUUCGAAAUUCUGAGACUCGUAGCAAUACGUUUAAAGACAUAUUGAGAACAUACAUAGACUCAUUUGUAUCAAAGCUGUACGACACACUUAAUAUGUCAAGAGCACAUACACAGGAAGUAAUAAUUGCUGCUAAGCAACUAUUAACUGAUGUUUUUUUAAAAUUAAAGGAAUUAAACAUUGAGGGUCCUUUUGAUAGUACUGUAACUGACGAUGUGAUGUCAUGUUUUUCACAUAUAGAUAGUGAAUAUAAAAGAUUGAAGUAUUUCAAGGAUUGUAAUAAAUACGUGAAACCUACUUUAGCUUUCAUUGGCUCUACGCAAGAAAAGUCUAAAAAAAACGUUGACACUGUGAUGACAUUAAAAGAAAAUUUUGUCUGUAUGAUAUCAUUAAAACAAAAUCUUAAGUUAUUUUUAGAAAUUCCUGAAGUUUAUGAUAAAAUACGAGCUUAUCAAAUCAAACUUUUUGAAGAAAAAGAUAUUCUUAGAAACGUAGUGCAGGGUAAGCUUUGGCGACACAGACAUACAAACAAUAGCGAUCCUUAUAUUCCUCUUGUUCUCUUCUUUGAUGAUUUGGAAACUGGAAAUCCACUUGGAAGUCGGGCUGGAUACAAUAAAAUUGGUGCAGUGUAUGUAUCUAUAGCUUCCAUCCCCCCGGAAUACGCUAGUCGUCUAGAGAACGUGUUUUUAGCUAUGUUGUUUUACAGCAACCAUCGUACAAAAUUUGGCAAUGAAAGUGUCUUUGAUUCACUAAUUAAGGAAUUAAACUAUUUACAUGAUUACGGUGUUGACAUUAUAUUAAAUAGUCGUCAAAUAAAAGUUAAAUUUGCACUCUGUGUUAUAGCCGGAGAUAACUUAGGUCUUCACAGUAUUUUAGGGUUCAACGAAAGCUUUUCGUCUACUAAUUAUUGUAGAUUUUGCUAUAGCACUAAACGAGAAUGUCAAUCUCAAAUAUUUUGCGAUGAAAGUAGAAAGCGAUCCAAGAAUCAGUAUGACGAUGAUGUUUUACAAAAUUGCGGAAUAAAAGAGACAUGUGUUUGGAACAAUAUUUCCGGAUUCCAUGUAUACGACAACGUAUAUUGUGACGUAAUGCACGAUUUGUGUGAAGGUGUCCUUCGAUAUGGUAUGGCGCUCAUAAUAAACGACUUAAUUAGAUCCGAACAUUUUACUUUGGAGCAGCUAAAUGAAAGAAUUAAGUAUUUUGAUUUCAAAUCAAGUAAUAGUCCACCACAGGUGAACAAAAAUAAAUUAGAGCAAGGUGUCUUAAUCGUUUCUGCAUCUGAAAUGUUAUGUCUCGUCAGGAAUUUUCAGUUCCUAGUUGCAGAUUUGGUGCCCUAUGACGAUAAAGUUUGGGAUUAUUAUUUAUGUUUGCUUGAAUUGACCAAUGUUCUUAUGUCACAAGUUUAUAGUGAAGAACUACUGGAUUAUUUAAAAAUUCUAAUAUCUGAACACCACGAAAAUAACUUAAAGGUGGUAAGGGGUUGGCUAACCUGGGCACCCUACUCCACUUUGCGCGGCAGCGGUCAGAAGGCGGAGCUUAUCGGCAAACUCGCGUCGAAGCUGACUUCACUGUCAAUUCGAGAGCUGCGAAGAGUACGCUCGCGUCUAUUACGUGGUGUGUUUAUAGUGAAGUGGAAUUGUGUAGUGAGAUUAUCGAAUGUCGUGGAGGUGAAUGUACGUGUUGUUUUUAUCAAAUAGUGUUACCUAUGUGUCUAAAACAAUGUCUAUUUUUUAAUAUUGUGAUAAAAUCAAAAUGUGUGAAGCACCGCUGUGUGCAAAAUUAAUAUUUGCCACGUAGUGUCGCGAACGGGUAAUGAUUCCUAAUGUGGAGUUCGAAGCAAGAUGGUUAGAGAGACUCGGCAUCUGUGGGUUGGCAAUUUACCCGAUAACAUUCGUGAAGACCGAAUAAGGGAGCACUUCAAACGGUAAUAAUAUUUAUUCUUCCUAUAGUUUUUUUACCGAAUUUAUCUCCAUGAUAAAUGUUUUGGUACGAUGUUCAUUGUCUACAUUAAAUUCCUAGUGAAAUAUUUUUGAAUGUAAUAGACUCUUUUUGAGUUAGUUACCGCAAAUAUUUUGAUUUGGAGUGUUUUUUUUUUUCAUUGUUGAUAGAAUUACCAUUCAAUUUUGAAUUACAUUGAAUUGUUCAUGAUUAAUAUGGAAAUUAACUAAUUUCGUAUAAACAAGUCUAAAAUAUAUAUGAAUUUUGCUCUAUUGAGAUUUAUUUAGUUAAGUAAUUAUAAAUGUUUUAUCCUUUUCUAUCACAGACGACGUAGGUAUGUAACAUUAACUGUAUGGACUUGAGAUCUUUCUUUAUUACUUUGUUCGUGGGCCUUCGUACGAUUCCGGUGUAUAUGUAUAAUGACGCCCACAUAAGUUUUUGAUAGAAACUAACCCAUUUUUUAAUAUUUACUAAUUUUAAAUGAGGUAUAUUUAUUUUAAAUAUUUUUUGAGACGAUAAAUAUUAAUUAAUAUUAAGAAUCAAUUCUGAUAGGCACUCCUGUUGUUUGGGGUCAUCACUGGCUUUUUGGCAACAUUAUUUUGCGUUAUAUAUGUUCGAAUGAUCGUUAAUCAGAUGUGUUUCACCCAUUGGAUUUUUAAUAGAUUUUUAAAAUAAGUAAUGCGACUUCAACAAAAAGACAUUUUCCAUUUGACCUGUAUAUAUGUAAUUUCGUUGGAAGGCAUAAUAUUAAUACAUGUUGGUCCAUAUGGGCUUCUAAAUACGUGUGCUAAAUUUUACAGUGUAUAUGUUACUGUAACAGUUCUAAGUAUGGUAAAACUUAAGAUUUUCCUAUAAAACCAAAACAAAAAAAUUCAAAACUGUUUUGUGAUUCUUGAUCGUAUGGAAAUUUUGCCAUCAUACACCUUGUAUAUAUUAGGCUUUUCCUCAGGGACAAGGUAAGUCUAAGUAUAUAACACUGGUAGAAAUUCAGAAGCCAAAAUUCUCUUUAUUCAAAAUAGUAGCAAUAAUACAAUACACACAAAAAAAAAUUGUAUAGUCCAAAUUAUUCUAUUUUUUUAUCUUCUCAGGUUCCUUUAACUGUGAAGUAAAACAGGUGCAAGAAACUUCAAAACAUUUUAUAAAGAGUAACAGCAUUUGCAAUUAAUAAUGACGUGAAAAUGUCAACAACUAUUUAGAAACAUGUAAUUUAUACAUAGUAUGAAACAAAGUGGCUGCCUGCUGUCUGUAUUUUUUAGCUUCAAAACAUUUUAUAUAUUAUGAUUAUGAGAAGGUAUUUUAGGUUUAUAUUUUUAUCAAUAUUCAAAAUACUUUUAAGGUGGUUUUGAAAUGAUGUUUCACAUGUUACCAGGGUUCAUAAUUAUCAAGCUAAUUAUUUUGUUGGAUAAUUAUUGGAUAAAUUUCUGAUAACUAUUAUAGUUAUAGUUACUGGCAACAUUUUUUUUAUACAGAAGGCAUUCAUAAUUGUAUAAACUUUUAUACGAAUAAGCCUGUAAACACUGACUACUAGUGAGAGGUCAGCUUCUGGGUAUUUUACUCUACUCAAAGCCUUGCUUAACAUUAAUUCUCAUAAGGAUGAUACAGAGCAUUCUUUUAAUUUUUUUAAAUAAAAGUUUUCAGAAUAUCACUAUCCUAAUUAAACCAGCAGAGUCAGUGAUUGAUUACAUUGAAAAAUGUUUUUCAUAUGGGAAUUAGCAAUUUUAGAUUUGGUGCAUCUUUAGGAUUGUUUUGGUGACAAAAAUUAUAUUUUCCAUAAUUUAUAGGGCAGUCUUAUUUAUUUUGUUGUUGCUGUAGAAAAAGUAAUUACCUAUUAGCAUUUGGUAUAUUUGUGGUACUUCAUUAGUAACAUGCAGGGUUAGAUUGAUAAUUAUCACAAUAAUCGUCUAUAUAAUUACAAAACACAACACAAAAUCUUUUUGGACAUUAGGACUUGUUAUUAAAGAAGAAUCAUCUUUAUACAACUGUAAUAUGGUUUAUCUGGUAGAGAAUAUCUAUUAGGAUGGACCUACAAAUACAAAAAAAAACAAAAUGAUAUAAAAGCCCUCCUUUUAAUUUUUUUUAAAUAUUUUCAUUUUACUUUCUGUUCAAUGUGAUUUCACAAUUUUGUUUUUUUUUUGUUUUUUUUUAGUUUGUAUAAUUUAAAACUACAAAAAUAUAAGUUUAUUCAAGUAUGAAAGCCUAGUAUUGAAAAAAUUUUUGCCAGUAACUAUUUUUUUUUUUUUUUUGAUUUAUUUAUGAACCACAAACAAGUUUACAAUAAACUUAAUGCUAAAAGUUACAUAAAUUAGGACUUAUUGUACUUAUUGUAAACUCAAUAUCGUUGGUUACAUUUAAAUACAAGUAUUCUAGUGCAAACUGAAGAUGCAGAUUCUUUGCAAGACUCAUACAACUUAUGUUUAAAUUACAAUUAAAACUAUUUAUAUAGAACCAAAUCAUAUUGAAAAAUACCAUUCUAUUACAUCCAUGUACAGUGAAACAGAGAUUUGUGCAUAUUUAUGUAUGUCUUUUCUUUAAUUGAGUGCAUGUUUGUGUGCGCAUAUAUGAUCUCUAGUAUAGGCAUGUGUGUGAAUGUGUGUAUGUGUGUGUGUGUGUGUAUGCGAGUGUGUAUAUUCGAGACUGUCAGCAAAUGC
Messenger RNA from Diatraea saccharalis (sugarcane borer), 5607 nucleotides. Lineage: Eukaryota; Metazoa; Arthropoda; Insecta; Lepidoptera; Crambidae. The record is from the annotation of a GenBank genome assembly.